Molecule: messenger RNA, 748 nt
Organism: Diospyros lotus (date-plum)
Lineage: Eukaryota; Viridiplantae; Streptophyta; Magnoliopsida; Ericales; Ebenaceae
Product: blue copper protein-like
Exons: 2
Coding region: 53-616 (187 amino acids)
Cellular component (GO): plasma membrane
Molecular function (GO): electron transfer activity
Source: RefSeq, a predicted model, not a curated record
CAUCCCCAAUCACCUCUCUCUCUCUGGCAUUGACAUAUAUACUGGCACAAAAAUGGCAAGUUUUGGUGCUGGAAUUGUGAAUCUGCUGAUGAUGGUUGUGUGUUCAGCAGUGCCUAGUUUGGCCACAGUUUACGCAGUUGGGGACUUAACGGGAUGGACAAUGGGCGUUGAUUACAGCGCCUGGACCACUGGAAAGACCUUCAUGCUUGGUGACACUCUAGUGUUUAAUUAUGGAAGUGGGCAUACUGUGGAUGAAGUGAGUAGAAGCGACUACAAGACUUGCACUGUGGGGAAUUCCAUCACCACAGAUAAUAGUGGCUCCACCACCAUAGCUCUCAAGACUGCCGGCACCCAUUACUACAUUUGUGGAGUAAUUGGCCACUGUGGCAGUGGCAUGAAGCUGGCAGUCACCGUGGCCGGUGGAGCCGCCUCUGCCGCAGUGCCGCCUCCUGGUAACGCCACCGCCGCUGCUGCCUCAACACCACCGACAAUGGUGGUUACCACGCCUCCCGCCACUGUUCUACAGUCAUCUUCAGCCGCCGGGACCCUCUCUCGUGUUGUACCUGUUCUUGUUUUGUCGGUCGCAGUGUUUCAGUUUGCUCUCUCACAAUUGUGAAAAGUCCCUUACCCCGCUCUCUCAUUGUACUAGAUCGAUGUCACCACCAGAAUGCUAAAUUUAGUAGCAUUACUGUUAUAAUGCCCAGGGCCGAUCAAUAUUUGAGUUGUACAGAAUGUUUUACAGGGACAA